Eremothecium cymbalariae DBVPG#7215 is the source of this 1704-nucleotide messenger RNA. It is a transcript of the gene ATG18, whose product is annotated as phosphoinositide binding protein ATG18. The record is from RefSeq and is a predicted model, not a curated record. Gene Ontology annotation, cellular component: fungal-type vacuole membrane; cytosol; extrinsic component of membrane. The coding region runs from base 1 to 1704 and encodes 567 amino acids. NCBI's taxonomy places the organism in Eukaryota, Fungi, Ascomycota, Saccharomycetes, Saccharomycetales, Saccharomycetaceae. Gene Ontology annotation, biological process: protein lipidation; autophagy of mitochondrion; nucleophagy. Gene Ontology annotation, molecular function: protein binding; phosphatidylinositol-3-phosphate binding; phosphatidylinositol-3,5-bisphosphate binding. The transcript has a single exon.
AUGUCGAAGCCCAGUACACCUAUCAUUAAUUUUAUUAAUUUCAAUCAAACAGGAAGUUGUAUCUCCAUGGGAACAUCAGAAGGAUUAAAGAUCUUUAAUUGUGAUCCAUUUGGGAGGUUCUAUUCCGAUGAAGAGGGCGGGUGUGGUAUUGUUGAGAUGCUAUUCUCUACAUCGUUGCUGGCGGUAGUGGGCAUUGGCGAUAAUCCUUCGAUGUCACCCAGAAGAUUACGGAUCAUAAAUACAAAAAGGCACUCUGUGAUAUGUGAAGUUACAUUUCCUACGACUAUUCUAGCAGUGAAGAUGAAUAAGUCUAGGUUGGUGGUGCUAUUGCACGAGCAGAUAUACAUUUAUGAUAUCAACAGUAUGCGCCUUCUAUACACUAUUGAAACUUCUUCGAAUCCUCACGGCUUGAUAUCAAUGUCUCCUUCAUUGGAAAACAAUUAUCUUGCUUAUCCGUCACCACCUAAGGUUAUCAGCUCAGAGAUCAAAGGAAAUGCAACCACCAACAAUAUCAACAUAUCAAACAAGAUGUCGACAGAUAAUAGUGCUGAUCAUCUGGAUGCCAUCUCAGAAGGGUCGAUAGAUAGAAUCAGAAAUUCUACCGAGCAUAAUAUUAACAAUACGAGUGAUGAACCGUCAAGAUUUUCAAGGUCUAAUCACAAUGGUAACAAUCACAAUCAUGUUAAUGGUAAUAGUAAUAAUAAUAACUGGAAUGGAAACAGCAAUGGUAACAACAGCAACAAUAACAAUAGUAGUAACAGUAAUAGUAAUAACAACAUCCUGAAAAACGGGGAUGUUAUUCUAUUCAAUUUGCAGACGUUGCAGCCCACCAUGGUUAUUGAGGCUCAUAAGGGUGAAAUCGCUGCACUAUCAUUGAGCAAAGAUGGAACAUUGUUGGCCACUGCAUCUGAAAAGGGCACGAUCAUUAGAGUGUUUUCUGUUGAAACAUGCGCGAAGGUGUAUCAGUUUAGGAGAGGCACUUAUGCCACACGCAUCUACUCACUAAGUUUCAGUGAUGACAACGAAUUGCUUGCCGCUAGCUCUUCAAACAAAACUGUCCAUAUAUUCAAGCUAGGUAAACCUGCUGCCCCGAAUACGAACUCUGGCGGCGUGAGCAGUGACGAAGAUGUCGAUGAUGCAGAAGAUUCUGAGGAUGGUUGUGAGGAGGAAUCCGCGAUACGUGCUGACAGUGAAGAUACUCACUCUGCUGCAAGCGUUGACUCCCUGGAAAAUGUUCGACAUCAUUCAAAAGAACCUAUUGUAGAUUCCAGUAGGAAAACCGUGGGUCGGAUGAUUCGAAAAUCGUCUCAAAAGUUUUCGAGAAAAGCUGCAGAAGCCUUAGGUAGUUACUUCCCUAUAAAAGUAACCUCAAUUCUAGAGCCUAGUCGCCACUUUGCAAGUCUGAAAAUUCCAAUUGAAAGUCAUAAUAACCUGAAAACUAUAUGUGCUAUUGGAUCACCAAUAUCAUUGGACAUAUCGGAGUAUCCUGAGUUGUUUGACGGGUCUGCAGCAUCUCUACUGAAAAACACUUCAGUCACAUCCUCAACUCCAGCCAAUUCCUCGGGCCCUGAAAGUUCUAAGUUUGUUAAAAUGAUACCAAUUAGGGUUGUUUCAAGCGAAGGAUACAUGUAUAACUAUGUUUUGUAUCCAGAAAGAGGCGGCGAUUGUCUACUGUUGAGUCAGUACUCCUUGCUAAUGGAUUAA